UUGCCAAUAACAGCGACCCCACACACUGAAGAAAGGAUGCUCCAGGUCGAGAUGUCUGUGCUGAAAUCUGACAGCGUUAACCUGGACUAGGUAGAGUCGAAAUGGGGAAGGGCUGUAAAGUUGUUGUCUGCGGCCAGGCUUCUGUUGGAAAGACUGCUAUCCUGGAGCAGUUACUCUACGGAAACCACACUGUCGGGUCUGAAACCAGUGGAACCCAGGAGGAUGUGUACGUGGCCUCGGUGGAGACGGACCGCGGGGUGAAGGAACAGCUAAGGCUGUACGACACCCGCGGCCUGCAGGACGAACUGGACCUCCCCAAGCACUACUACCUGGUGGCGGACGGCUUCGUGCUCGUCUACAGCGUGGACAGCCUGGAGUCCUUCAAGAAGGUCGACAUACUGAAGAAGGAAAUCGACAAGUCCAGAGAUAAGAAAGAGGUGGCGGUCAUCGUCCUGGGCAACAAGACGGACCUGCGGGAGCAGCGGCAGGUGGACCCCGAGGCGGCGCAGCAGUGGGCGCGCGGCGAGAAGGUGAAGCUGUGGGAGGUGAGCGUGGCGGAGCGCGGCUCCCUCAUCGAGCCCUUCACCACGCUCACCAGCCGCCUCACGCAGCCGCAGAGCAAGUCCGCCUUCCCCCUGCCCGGCCGCAAGAGCAAGGGCACGCCGUCCAACGACCUCUGA
Gadus chalcogrammus (walleye pollock) is the source of this 680-nucleotide messenger RNA. RefSeq names its product NFKB inhibitor interacting Ras-like 1 (gene nkiras1). Gene Ontology annotation, biological process: canonical NF-kappaB signal transduction. The coding region runs from base 102 to 680 and encodes 192 amino acids. Gene Ontology annotation, molecular function: GTP binding; GTPase activity. The record is from RefSeq and is a predicted model, not a curated record. The transcript is spliced from 4 exons. NCBI's taxonomy places the organism in Eukaryota, Metazoa, Chordata, Actinopteri, Gadiformes, Gadidae.